CCGCAAUAAGAAGCACAUCCAGCACUGAUCUAAGCUCAAAGUUCCGUGAACUACCGCAGCAUCCUGACGAGAUGAAGCUGUUGCAACUCACCGCUCAGAUCACGCUCUGCCUACUCUUCACUUCAAACCGAGCAACGGCCACAUGUCCUCAAGUCGUGUCACGAGCAGACUGGGAUGCACGAGCCCCUGUCAGUAGCCAGACCAUACCAUCUCUCCCGGUGCCAUACGUCGUGAUCCACCACACAUAUCUGCCCGGGUUCUGCAACACCAGCCAAGCCUGCGAGGCCGCCAUGCGCAGCAUGCAAAACUAUCACCAGAACACCCAGAAAUGGACGGACAUCGGCUACAAUUUCUGUAUUGGAGGCACUGGUCAAGUGUACGAAGGCAGGGGAUGGGACAUCGUGGGAACCCACGCACCCAACUACAACAAUCGUAGCAUUGGCAUUUGCUUCAUCGGAGAUUUCAGAGCUGAGCUGCCGACAUUGGAGAUGCUAGCCACAGCUAAGUCGCUGAUAGAGUGCGGGGUGGAGCGCAACUCCACAUCGCCAGACUACAAGCUUCUGGGCCACAGUCAAGUCCGCAGUACCGAGUGUCCUGGAACAGCACUCCUCAACGAGAUCAAGACCUGGCCCCAUUGGGAUUCGCUCAACAAAACUAAUACCUAGCUACAACGCUUGGUCCCAUUGGGACUAUCUCCUUAUAGCACCUAGACUGACUACACGCCAUGCUCCAGCAUAUUUCAGUGCAUUCAUUCAUUCAUCAGUAAUCUGUCAGACGACAGGUCCACAGUCUCUUCCAAAACAGUUCCUCCACUUAA
Cryptotermes secundus is the source of this 817-nucleotide messenger RNA. Its product is annotated as peptidoglycan-recognition protein LB. The record is from RefSeq and is a predicted model, not a curated record. NCBI's taxonomy places the organism in Eukaryota, Metazoa, Arthropoda, Insecta, Blattodea, Kalotermitidae. Gene Ontology annotation, molecular function: zinc ion binding; N-acetylmuramoyl-L-alanine amidase activity; peptidoglycan binding. The coding region runs from base 72 to 665 and encodes 197 amino acids. Gene Ontology annotation, biological process: peptidoglycan catabolic process; innate immune response. The transcript is spliced from 4 exons.